GACAGGCUGAGCACACACACAGCGGCGCCAUGCAGUACCCUCGGACCGUCAGCUAGGCAGCUGAAAUCCCUCCUGAAGAGCUCGACCCAGCCCGAAAUGCUCGGUCUAGGGCGCACGUUCCUGUGUUAUUUCACUGAUACACAAUGUGAAGAGGGGAUAAGUGUGAUAAAAUGGCGCGGUUUUGAGUAUUACUUUUCCGUCUCGCUCGGUGUAGCGUGGCAGAGGCAGUGGAUCCUUUCCAAAGUUGUCGGUUAGCAGGGCGCGUGUAAAGGAUCGGAAUUAAAGGCGUAGUACACCCGUUGUCGCCGUAAACAUGGAGAAGCAGCAGCAGAGCGACUUGGACCGAGACCGACAGUACUGCGAACUUUGUGGGAAAAUGGAGAACCUCCUCAAGUGUGGUAGGUGCCGGAGCUCCUUCUACUGCAGCAAGGAGCACCAGAAACAGCACUGGAAGAAACACAAGCUCAUUUGUAAGGAGACGGACAGGGCGCAGCUUCCUAAACAGAAGCCCGAGCAGCCGGGGGACGACACGACAGCGGAGGAAGACCGGGAAAAGAUAAACCCCGAGCUGGCGGACAGUGCGUCGUUACCACACACCACAAACAUAGAAGCACCUGGGGACUGUGAGAGCACCGGGGAGGACGGGUCCAACAACCCCGCCACACCUAACGGACAAACUAGCUCAUCCCCUCAGAAACUUGCCAUGGAGUACAUAGUGCCGUGUAUGAACAAGCACGGCAUCUGUGUGGUGGACAACUUUUUAGGAGCAGAAAUCGGGCUGGGCAUUCUGGAAAAUGUCAAAGCCCUACACAAAACUGGCAAGUUCACAGACGGACAGCUGGUGAGUCAAAAAGGCGACUCCACUAAAGACAUCCGAGGGGACAAAAUCACAUGGAUAGAGGGGAGAGAGCCCGGCUGCGAGAAGAUCCGCUUCCUAAUGACGCGCAUGGACGACCUGAUCAGACAUUGUAACGGCAAACUGGGAAACUACACGAUAAAUGGAAGGACAAAAGCAAUGGUGGCAUGUUACCCUGGAAACGGGACAGGAUACGUGCGCCAUGUGGAUAACCCCAAUGGGGAUGGACGUUGUGUCACAUGCAUAUAUUACCUUAAUAGAGAUUGGACAGCCAAGGAACAUGGUGGCCUUCUUCGGAUCUUCCCAGAAGGAAAGGCCCAGUUUGCUGACAUAGAGCCCAAAUUUGACCGUCUGCUGCUUUUCUGGUCCGACAGACGAAACCCACACGAGGUUCAGCCCGCCUUCGCCACCAGGUAUGCCAUCACAGUGUGGUAUUUUGACGCAGAUGAGCGAGCCAGAGCUAAAGAAAAGUACUUAACGGGUGCAGGAGAAAAAGGAGUUAAGGUUGAACUUGGCAAACCAUCAGAACCCAGCUAAUGGGAAGCGUCCCUUACAAACAGCCAUUAAGUGCUCUGUCCUAAGAAAGUGGCCUAUAGAGAGCAUGUGUGUGUGUUUUACAUGGCAAAACAGCAGACUUUUGAAUGAGUGGGUGGAAGAUCCAUUUUUAUGGAGACAAAACAAACAAAAACAGCGAUUUCUGUUCUUUUCAGAAAACAGGGGAAACCCAGAGGACCUUGAAUGUCAUGACAUUAUACUGAAAGGGAUUGUGCGUGUGUUUUUUUCUCUCUCCCUUUCACCUCUUUGGUGGAGAUCGCUUGCAUUACAGCUGACAUUUUUCAGAAAAUCAACAGGAAUUAAACUCCCAGAGAUUCUUCAUCUUUUGCAUAUGGUUUUUUGCAGUUAUUCCUUAAAGGUACAGUGUUCUGCAUAUGCUUAAUGUGUUAUGCUUUUCACAUGGAAUCAGCUGUUAUAAGCUACUGUAUAGCAAAAUGUACUUGAGGUUGCAAUAAUAUGAGGAAUGAUCUGAAUUAAAAAUACUCUUUUUCUGGCAGAAAA
Messenger RNA from Epinephelus moara (kelp grouper), 1912 nucleotides. It is a transcript of the gene egln1a, whose product is annotated as egl-9 family hypoxia-inducible factor 1a. Lineage: Eukaryota; Metazoa; Chordata; Actinopteri; Perciformes; Serranidae. The record is from RefSeq and is a predicted model, not a curated record. Gene Ontology annotation, molecular function: ferrous iron binding; L-ascorbic acid binding; peptidyl-proline 4-dioxygenase activity. The transcript has 5 exons. Gene Ontology annotation, cellular component: nucleus; cytoplasm. The coding region runs from base 314 to 1393 and encodes 359 amino acids. Gene Ontology annotation, biological process: peptidyl-proline hydroxylation to 4-hydroxy-L-proline; cellular response to hypoxia.